AUGGAAUUUGGAAACGCCACUGAGUAUUGGCAGGAUGGAGGAAGAAAAAUAAAGGGAAAAUGCCAGAAAAAUGCACCUCCAACUCCAAAAGCCCAAAAACGUCCGCCAAAUAUCAGUAAUCCCGAUUUGGUACCAGCAGACCAUUUUGGGAUUAUUUUCUUAGACAAAAAGACCAAACCGCCCUCACCCAUUACAAAGCGUGGGCACCACAUGGGCACCGCAAUAAGCCGCACACCGAAGGAAGAUAGGCGGGAAGGAAAGGAGAGAAACGUGCGCGUUCCAGCAGUGAGCCUCGAUGAUAAGGCAUUAGUAGAUUUGGUUGAUGAUAGUGAAGUUGAUAAUCUUUUUCAGUAUAAUGACACUAGUGCACAUGUGUAUCUAGCAUUGAAGGAGAGUACACCGGAAGUAAUGGAUGAUCCACAAAUCAUUGACAACUACUUGGGAUUGUCACAACAAAUGUGUUUUUUGUCAAGUAGGGAGAAUAAUAUGGACGGAACAGUUUGUGAUGAAAAUGGGGGUGACUGUGUAAGAGAAGGCGGUGGGGGAUGUCAUGUGAGGCUAGUAAGUACAGUAGAGAUUGCACCAACACCAAUGCCCGAGAUGAAUGCUGUGAAGUGGAAGGAAUUGUUGUUAGGAAAGAAGCAAACUUUUGCAAAUGCCACAGAAUUCAGAAAGGCAGUAUAUAAGUUUAGUAUUGCAGAAAACUUCGAGUACAAAUAUGUCAAAAAUUGUGAGGAAUGUGUGCAUGUGAAAUGCAAAGUUGAAGGUUGUCCUUGGCGGAUAAUAGCAAGAGUAGCUGCGAAGAGAAGUCCUUUCCUCGUUGUAACUCGACUGAGUAAUGAACAUGUGCAUAAUGCCCAAGAGAUGAUGCAAGUUACACAUGGUGGAAGAGCAGCCUUGACAUCAUCAAUUAUCAUUGAGGAGGUAAGGGAUCACACUGAAAAGCGUCCAAAUGAAAUAAGGAGGACCUUGGCAAGGGAUUAUGGUGUGAAGUUGACAUAUAAGCAAGCAUAUAGGGCUAAGGAAAAAGCAUUAGAGGAAAUACAAGGGAGGCCUGAACAGUCAUACAUGUUGAUACCAUGGAUAUGUCAACGAUUGAAGGAAACCGAUGAGAAGACGGUAGCUGAAUGGGUAGCAACUGUUAACAAUAUAUUUGAGCGUGUUUUCAUAGCAUAUGGUUGUUGCAUAGAGGCCUCAGCAUAUGACGCGGACAAUGAAUUGUUACCAUUCGCGUAUGCUAUUGUGAAAGGAGAGACUUAUGAGGAGUGGGCAUGGUUCUUAAACAUGAUAAAACAGAUAGUUGGUGCAAUCCAAUUAAUUAUUGUGUCAGAUCGUCACAAUGCAAUAAUAGGAGCUGUUGGAGCAAUAUUUGGAGGUGACCGUCAUGCAUACUGUUAUAGACACGUGAAGGAAAAUUUCAGCUCUGAAAUGAAUAAAUUAUACAGAGGUAGGAGGAGAACUAGUGGUAUUAGUAAGGAAGUUGGAUUAAAGUUGCUUGAUGACAUUGCAUAUGCAAGGGUUAACGUUGAGUUUGAUAAGGCAAUGACAAGGAUGGGAAAUUUCAGUCCUCAGUUACUUCAGUGGCUUAACAAUCAUGGUGAUAUUCAUAAGUGGGCAAUGAGCAAGUUUGCAUAUAAACGGUGGGAUAACAUAACAACGAACAUUGCUGAGUCAUUCAAUGCUUGGAUUGUAAAGGAAAGGCAGCAUAAUGUUGCCCAACUUAUUCAUGAACAUCGUGAGAAGGUUGCAAGGAAGAUGUUCGCAGCAAGUGUGGCAAUGAGGAACUGGAGAAAUGGUGUGGGUCCAAACAUUGAUGGAAAAGUGAUGGAAAAUGUGGCUAGAUCGAUUCAUAUGCAUGGUGAACCUUAUGGAGGUGGCAGGGUCUGUGUACAUACUUCGCGUGGAGCCUUAUAUGUCAAUGUUCAGUCACAUGAAUGCACUUGUGCUGCAUGGCAAAUGACAGGGAUUCCGUGUCCACACGCUUGUGCUGCAAUAAGGGUGGUUCAUGCAAAUGUGUAUGAUUUUGUGGAGGACUGUUAUAAAAUAACAUCCCAAGAGAAGAUUUAUGGGAACACCAUGAUUCCAGUAGUGACAAUUGACAGGCCUAAUCCUAAUGAUUAUAUGCUGCAAAAUAUAGGAAACCAAGUGUGGCUAUACCCACCUACAACUAGUAGACCUUCGGGAAGGCCAAGAAUUAGGAGGCGGGAAUCCCAAUUCCAAAACAGGAAGAUUUACCACUGUGGACAGUGUCAUGAACCUGGGCAUAGUAAAAGAACAUGCAGAAAUCCAAACCCAAGUUAA
Neltuma alba is the source of this 2301-nucleotide messenger RNA. RefSeq lists its product as uncharacterized. NCBI's taxonomy places the organism in Eukaryota, Viridiplantae, Streptophyta, Magnoliopsida, Fabales, Fabaceae. The transcript is spliced from 4 exons. Bases 1 to 2301 code for a protein of 766 amino acids. Gene Ontology annotation, molecular function: zinc ion binding. The record is from RefSeq and is a predicted model, not a curated record.